UUUAUGAUCUGCAUUAUGUCUGGAGAACGCACGGCGCCUGCUCUCUUCUUCCUCCUCCUCCUCCUCCUCCUCGGCUGUUCUGCGCUUGCGCUGGGCGUUGGCUCGGGCUCCCAGGAGCACCGCGAGGCUGAGUACUACGUGGCUGCUGUGUACGAGCAUCGGUCUGUCUUGAGCCCAGAUCCUCUGGAGCUGAGCAGCCGCCAGCAGGCCCUGGAGCUCAUGAAACAGAACCUUGACGUCUAUGAAGAGCAAGUGAUGGCUGCAGCCCAGGAGGGGGUGCAGAUCAUAGUGUUCCCAGAGGACGGCAUCCAUGGGUUCAACUUCACAAGAGCGUCCAUUUACCCGUUCUUGGACUUCAUGCCAUCUCCCAGGCUGGUCAGGUGGAACCCGUGCCUGGAGCCCUUCCGGUUCAAUGACACGGAGGUAGACACAUCCUUCCAACACUCUCUUGGAGGACAGAGUUGGGCCCAAGGACAGAAGUUACCGGGAGGGAGGCUUCAGCUCCAUAGGGAGACCUUCCUAAGAGCUGCUCAACAAUGAAUGGACUGCUCGUGAGGUAGCAUCACUGCAAGUGUUCAAGGUGGAAAGACAACCUGAGAAGGGACUCCUGCUUUUGUUAAGAGGUUAGACUGGAUGAACCUCAGGUCUCUCUCAAUUCUGAGAUUCUAGAAAAUUCCCUCAGGGAAUUCAGAAGAGAAUUCCUAAAAGGAAAGAGAAAGCACACAUAUGGUAUACUUUUAGAAUCCUCUUGAGUUUUCUUUUUUUUAAAAGGUACAAUAGAAAAUGUAGUCUACGGUCUUUAAAAUGCAUAUUUACCCUUCUACCACUAUUAAUCAGGAAGGGUUCAUUACAACUUCUUUAUAUUAUAAAGAAAAGAUGGAGAUUAUAUUUAUAAUUUUGUAAAUAUUUUAGAAAAAUGCUUAAAAUCUAGUAGUCAAUGCCCUAGAAACUUUAUAGAUUUUUAAGUAAUAUGCACAGAUACAAAUACAUUAUUCAUUAAAUACAACUCACAUCUGUGUUUUAUUAUACUCUAAAAUAUACAGGAAUCUUGAUGUACUGAAAGAGUGCAAGUAAAUACAGUAUUCAAGCAGUCACUAUUUCUAUGUACAUGCUCAGUAAUUCUUCAAAAAACCCACAAAAUUAUCAAAUAGACCAAAAUACUGUUCUGUGUUUUCACACUUUAUAUUCAGAAAAACCAGCUGAUAAUUUACAAUGUCAUAAAGUUCCAGUUUCACAAUACAAAAAAGUUAAGAUGAAAUUGAGUAUCAUUUGUUGCAAUGUAUGGAACUUUACCCAGCUCUAUGCAGACCCUACGUGAACUCAUCCUACUGGGAGGGUGACACUUACAGCAGAAGCAGAUGCACAGACGAGCGCUAUGAAAAGCCUAGCCUCAGCCUCUUCUCCACUACCUAAAAGGCAGUCUUGACUCUGGCAGGUGAUCUCUCCAGCAGUAAUAAGCCGCAGACAAACUACUCAGAUCUGAGUAGGAACUAAUGCAUGUAGCAGCUUAAAUCUUGCCCAACACAGGAAUGCCUUCCAAGGGACCUGAUU
Messenger RNA from Acomys russatus (golden spiny mouse), 1551 nucleotides. It is a transcript of the gene Btd, whose product is annotated as biotinidase. NCBI's taxonomy places the organism in Eukaryota, Metazoa, Chordata, Mammalia, Rodentia, Muridae. The record is from RefSeq and is a predicted model, not a curated record.